Messenger RNA from Sipha flava (yellow sugarcane aphid), 672 nucleotides. RefSeq lists its product as uncharacterized. The coding region runs from base 1 to 672 and encodes 223 amino acids. The transcript is spliced from 2 exons. The record is from RefSeq and is a predicted model, not a curated record. NCBI's taxonomy places the organism in Eukaryota, Metazoa, Arthropoda, Insecta, Hemiptera, Aphididae.
AUGAUUCAAGAAGAGACAAUUUACACUAAAUGGAAUGUGGUUAAGGAUGCUAUAAAAACAGUAACAGACACAGUAAUAGGCAAACAAAAGAGAACAAGGAAACCGUGGUUCAACAACUCCUGCAAAGAAGCAUUUAGUAGAAGGAAAGAAGUCAAAAAUCAAUUGCUCAACGAUCCUACUAAUAAAGAGAAAGUGAUGACAAACAAAAAAUGCACUAUCCCCAAACAACAUAUUGAGUUAGAAGGAUAUACAUUUAGGAGAGUUUCACAAUUUAAAUAUCUGGGAUCGAUUAUCACUCAAGAUAAUGAACUUAAGACAGAGGUGUCGUCGAGAAUACAAUUAGCUAAUAAGGGAUACUGCGGAUUAAAAAAAGUACUAAAAUCUAGGACCAUCUCUAAAAAUUUAAAAAUAAGAAUGUAUACGAUAUUAUUGCGACCGAUAUUCCCGUACGGUUCUGAGACGUGGGCAUUAAAAAAAUCUGAAGAAAAAAGACAAGGGGUAUUUGAGAGGAAAGUUUUAAGAAAAAUAUAUGGAGCAGUCUUUGAUAGUGAAACGAAUGAAUGGAGAAAAUUGCAUAAUUAUGAACUCCAAAUGCAGUUUCAAAGAUCUGAUAUAGUUAAAGAGAUCACAAAAAGAAGACUCAUGUGGGUGGGGAGGGGAAUGCUUGCGUAA